CCCGCCUCCGCCUCCGCCGCCGCCGGCAGGGGUCGCGCUGCCCCCGGCGAGCCGCUCAGGCGGGGGGUGGGGUAAGUUCCCGCGGCCGGUCGCUUUUCUCCGCCGCCGCUGGUUGGAUCGUUUCAAUAAAAGUCUUUUUUCUCUUGCGCUCGCUCUCCUCCGGGGAACAGGCGGAGGCGUCAAUCCGCAGCCGCCGAGUGUGAAAGCGACGCACACGCAAGGAGCGAACGCGGCCGCCCGCAGUCUCCUGAGCUCCCCGCGGGCCGCCGCAGAGCCGCGGAGAAGAAGGAGCCAGAGCCCGGCCAGACCGUCUCAGCCCGCCGUCGGCGCCCGCCCCGCUCGCGCCCGGCUGCUCCGAGGGGAUUAGUGGGCCGUCCGCGCGGCUUGUCGGCGCGGGAGCCAUGUUGACCGAGGGACUUGGCAACCCGUGAGACACCCGCGGCCCCUCCCGAGGCUCCGGACCCGCGGCGAGAGCCGGAAGGCGGCUGUGGCGGCGGAGGCCUGCGCUCGGAGGCGCCUCACGUCUGCCGGCCGCUGAGACCCGGACCUGCAUCCGGUCGCCGCGGGCGUCCGCGGAGCAGCUUCCCCGCAGCGCCUCUCUUCGGGACCCGCGGUCCCCGCUCUUGCUGGAUUUUUCAAGCCACAUUCAAUUGAUAGGAUGAAAAAAUUUAAGAGAAGGCUAUCCCUCACACUCCGAGGAAGCCAGACUAUUGAUGAAUCAUUGUCUGAAUUGGCUGAACAAAUGACUAUUGAAGAAAACAGCAGCAAGGAUAAUGAGCCUAUUGUGAAGAAUGGCAGGCCUCCAACGUCUCACAGUAUGCAUUCCUUCCUCCACCAGUACACAGGAUCUUUCAAGAAGCCCCCAUUGCGGAGACCACACAGUGUUAUUGGAGGGAGCCUUGGCUCCUUCAUGGCAAUGCCCAGAAAUGGAAGCAGAUUAGAUAUUGUUCAUGAAAAUCUAAAAAUGGGAUCAGAUGGUGAGAGUGACCAAGCUUCUGGGACAUCAUCUGAUGAAGUCCAGUCACCCACAGGUGUUUGUCUCAGAAAUCGUAUACAUAGACGGAUCUCAAUGGAGGAUUUAAAUAAGCGGUUAUCGCUGCCUGCAGACAUCAGAAUACCUGAUGGAUAUCUUGAAAAGUUGCAGAUAAACAGUCCACCAUUUGACCAACCAAUGAGUCGAAGGUCUCGUAGAGCUUCCUUAUCAGAAAUUGGCUUUGGAAAAAUGGAAACCUACAUCAAAUUGGAAAAGCUUGGAGAGGGUACAUAUGCAACAGUAUAUAAAGGAAGAAGUAAAUUGACAGAGAAUUUGGUGGCAUUAAAAGAGAUCCGAUUGGAACAUGAAGAAGGUGCACCCUGCACAGCUAUAAGAGAAGUUUCACUAUUAAAGGAUUUAAAACAUGCAAAUAUAGUAACCUUACAUGACAUUGUUCACACAGAUAAAUCCUUGACUUUGGUGUUUGAGUAUCUGGAUAAAGACCUGAAACAGUACAUGGAUGACUGUGGAAACAUCAUGAGCAUGCACAAUGUAAAGCUGUUUCUGUACCAAAUUCUACGUGGUUUGGCAUAUUGCCAUAGAAGAAAGGUAUUGCAUCGAGACUUGAAACCACAGAACCUCCUCAUUAAUGAAAAAGGAGAAUUAAAGCUAGCAGAUUUUGGACUAGCCCGAGCCAAGUCAGUUCCCACAAAGACCUACUCAAAUGAAGUUGUCACACUAUGGUACCGGCCACCUGAUGUGCUUCUUGGUUCCUCGGAGUACUCAACACAGAUUGACAUGUGGGGUGUUGGUUGCAUUUUCUUUGAAAUGGCUUCUGGAAGACCUUUAUUUCCAGGAUCAACUGUGGAAGAUGAACUGCACUUAAUUUUCCGACUGCUAGGAACUCCAUCUCAGGAAACUUGGCCAGGUAUUUCUUCAAAUGAUGAGUUCAAGAACUACAACUUUCCAAAAUAUAAACCGCAGCCUCUAAUUAACCAUGCACCCAGGUUAGACUCUGAAGGAAUUGAGUUGAUAACAAAAUUUCUUCAGUAUGAAUCUAAGAAAAGGGUUUCAGCUGAAGAGGCCAUGAAACAUGUGUACUUUCGAAGUCUGGGACCAAGAAUACAUGCUUUACCAGAAAGUGUGUCAAUAUUCAGUUUGAAAGAGAUUCAGUUGCAAAAGGACCCGGGUUUUCGAAAUUCUUCUUAUCCAGAGACAGGACAUGGGAAGAACAGAAGACAGAGCAUGCUCUUUUAAGUCUGAUAACAUGGUUUCAAGCCCAGCCCCCAGCCUUUCUUACCAAUCAAGGACCCAGAACUGAAGGCAAUUAUUUCUUUUGGUGGACUUGGAAUCUCCGUUUGUCUACACUGUCCUCUUCACAGUGGAGUCUUUUUAUUUCAGACCUACAGAUUGUUUUUAUAUUUGUUGUCACAGUGUGACAAUUUUUUGUACAGUUGGUUUUAAGGUCUUCUCUGCCAUUAGAGCCAGUAGGUUACAGCUAUUGAUGUAACUGUAGCUGCAAUUUUUGUGCAGGACUGAGAAACACAGUGCAUUAUUUAUUGCGGAAUCAUUGCUGCUAAAUAACUACUGUCUGUUUAUUUAACACAACAAUUGAAUGCCUGAAGAAGUUGCAGUGGCUUUAUUAUAUGUGAAUGCAUCUGUUUCUCCUCACGAAUUGUUUUACUGCUGCAUUUUUUGUUUUUAAAAUUAAACUGCAGUGUUUCCUGGAAUGUAAAUUUAGCUUUGCUUAAUAGUAAAAUAAGUGAGCCAUCUUGAACACUUUAAGUUUAUACUAUAUAAUUUCUUAAUGAACAUUGGCAAAUAGAGUAGCUAAGAGAUUGACAAGCACAUUAUGUUUAGAUAAGCAUGUGAUGCAGAAGUUGAUUCAAGCAAGUGAAUCCCUGACAUUUUGAGGAUCUCACAUUAGACACCAACAAAUUAAAGCUCCAAAAUUAUUUAUUUUUUACCUGUUCCUCACUUUAGAAACGUCUACUGCAUAUUACUGGAUAAUUGUAUACUAAUACACUUAACCUAUUUUACAUUGUGUUUUAAAUUUAGUUAAAACUUAACCGUAGAAGUCCGUUCAAACAUGAAAGGUCUUGCUUUGUUUGUUUUAAAUACAUUUAUUUUAUUAGAAAGGAUGAUACUUCAUUGGGGAACAGUUUCUUUCAUUCGGGGGCUAUGUGUUUCAAUAACAUUCACUUGGAAUCAGCUGAAAGCUGUAAUAUGUGUUUGAAAUGAGCCAUGAUAAAUUACAAACAAGAGAAAUGAGAACUUACAGGAUUGCUUGAAAUUAUUUUGGGUAUUAUCUGUUUACCAGAGAUACUAAAUAUUAGUUUAAUUAUGCAUCUCUUUGAACAUCAUAAACACACUUUGGUGUUGGUAACAGUAUUUUAAGCAUUUGUGUUCACUUUUAAGGACUAUUUGUUUAGUGCAUCUUACAAACUAUAAAUCUUAAUUGGUAUAUUUUGAAAUGGUCAUGUAAAUUUUUGCCUUAUAUAUCAUGAAAAUAGUCAUAACUUAAUUUCUUUUCCUGAAAUUCACUGUAAAACAUUCAGGGGUCCUACCAUUUCUCUUCAGGAAAUCUUGUAGUUUAUUGUUGUUAUUUAACAGUAUUAAGUGGAUUUUUGUAUAUUUCAUUUUAACUUUAUUUGUGAAUAGUGAUUGUGGCAUGUUUGGGGUGUUAUUUUAAUAUUUCAUGAUACUGAAAUUUUAAUUUUUAAAAAAAAAAUUUCUGGAAGAAACAGAUUCAUGUGUAAUGGUGAAUAUUGGACCACUACUGCUUUUCACAUUUGUAAAUUGGUUUUAUGUUAAACCUUGUAGCCUAACAAACUGCUGUUCUUUCUAACUGACAGACAUGUAUUAAUAUUGUACUUUGAAGGUUAUAAAUAUGUGGAAAUUCCUUCAUUUUGUUUUGAAAUUUAUAAUAACAAAAUCUCCAUGUUGUUAAA
Messenger RNA from Symphalangus syndactylus (siamang), 3924 nucleotides. RefSeq names its product cyclin dependent kinase 17 (gene CDK17). Gene Ontology annotation, molecular function: cyclin-dependent protein serine/threonine kinase activity; ATP binding. Gene Ontology annotation, cellular component: nucleus; cytoplasm. Gene Ontology annotation, biological process: protein phosphorylation. Lineage: Eukaryota; Metazoa; Chordata; Mammalia; Primates; Hylobatidae. The record is from RefSeq and is a predicted model, not a curated record.